AUAGGGGUGAGCGUCGGGCUGGAGCAUCCCAAGCACGUGGGGGACGGACUCUUCCGAGGGCGGCGGACUGAGCAAAGCUGGAGCUCCAAGUCGAUCUGAGGAGCCUGCUGGGCCACUCCUCCUUCACCUCCUUCAAACCAGCUGAGUUCAGCCAAGUGCCCCCAGUCCCUGCCAGCCUAGUUAUCUGUCACCCUCAGGCACCAUGGUUCAUUUCUCGUCGUCAGACGUCCAGCAGCUGCUGCACAACAAGUUUGUGGUUGUCCUGGGAGACUCCAUCCAGAGGGCUGUGUACAAGGACCUGGUACUUCUGUUGCAGAAAGACUCCCUACUGACGGAAGCCCAGCUCAAGACCAAGGGGGAGCUGAGCUUUGAGCAGGACCGUCUGGUGGCAGGGGGACAGCUAGGUGAGCUACACAAUGGGACGCAUUAUCGAGAGGUCCGCCAGUUCCUGUCCAGUUCAGGCCACCACCUCCUACGAUUUUAUUUUCUCACCCGAGUCUAUUCAGCUUAUGUGGAGGAUGUCCUGACUGAGUUAGAGAAUGGACCAUCUCCUGACCUGGUCAUCAUAAACUCCUGCCUCUGGGACCUCUCCAGGUAUGGUGGUGAUGCCAUUAGAAGUUACCAGGAAAACUUGGAAUGUUUAUUUGAAAGGAUGGAGCAAGUGCUGCCUGCCUCCUGCCUUCUGGUGUGGACCCUGGCUAUGCCGCUGGGUGAGCGCAUUACAGGAGGCUUUCUGCCACCGGAGCUUCAGCCAGGGAUGGGCUCUCUACGUGCAGAUGUGUUGGAAGCAAAUUUCUACUGCUCAGUGCUGGCAGAUGAGCACCGCUUCGAUGUGCUCGACUUGCAUUUCCACUUCCGACACGCAGUUAAGCAUCGGCGUUUGGAUGGCAUCCAUUGGGACCAACACGCCCACCGCCACCUCUCACAGCUAUUACUGGCCCAUGUGGCUGAGGCCUGGGGGGUGGAGGCUCCCCGACGGGGACCCCCUCUUGGGGAGUGGAGUCAGGGGAGGGAGCAGUCGUCCCCAGAAUAUCAAGGCCAAAAGUACAAGGGGGCUUCAUCCUGGAGGCAUCCAGCCCAGCCAUCUGAGGGGACUUUGGUACCCUGGAGACAUCCAGUCCAGGGAGCUGAGGAACCUCAUUUUGGGAAUCAGUCAUCACCUCCAGCCCUGGAGUGGUACCCCUUGGAGCAGCCAGUACAAGGGACUGAGGAGUCUGCAUCCUGGAGAUGUCCAUCUCAGAGGACUAAGACAUCUCGUUCCUUCCAUCCAGUAGCCCAAGACACUGAUCAUCCUCUGACCUGGCCAGAUAGGCAGCACCAGCCCCCGUUCCUGCCUCCAUCCCAAGUCCUGCCCUUGCCCCUACCCUCACCCCUCCCUUCACCUCAAGUCCUGCCUCAAGACAGCUGCUUCUUCUCAGAUAAUCCUGUCCUGCCUGGCUAUUCCCCCCUCAACUAUAUAGCCUUUGGUGAUCCCUUACCUCCUCCUCCUGUGUUGGAUUCCACACCUGUUCCCCGGCCUUCCCCAGUCUCUUCCUCACUAUGGACAGCACCACAAUCUGGUAAUGCGACGUAUCCAGCGCCAUGUGCCUAAUGGCCCCUAUAGCCGAUCGAGGGAGAGAGGCUUCAGUAGACAGUGGUCCAGACCUGGCCAGAAACAAUGAACAACCUUCCUAUUUCCUGCCCAAGGAUUUGGCCGGACAUACUUACUUCAUUGCCAUGGGCAGAUCGCCCUUCCUAUGGAUAUAGCCAGAUGGAUUGAUUUUCACAAGUCUAUCUCCUGUUUUUUACCAAUAAAGAUAUGCCUUCCUACUGGGGCAAAAGAACCUCAUUCUGGCAUGUGGCCCUCACUUCCCACUACUAUGGCUCCCAUUAUCCAGCGUUUCUAAUAUCUUGUGCCAAAUAACUUUUACAGCUAGAAGCAGCUAGUUGAAGCAGGGCCAGAAAUCAGGAAGUUCAAAUGCAGCUUCAGACACUUACUAGCUGUGUGAUCCUGGACGAGUCACUUAACCUCUGUUUGCUUUGGUUUCCUCAACUGUAAAAUGAGUUUUCAAACCUACCUCGAAGUGUUAUUGCUAGAAGCAAAUGAGAUACUUGUAAAAGCACUUAGCAUAGUGCCUGGCAUGGAGUAGGUGUUAUAUAAAUACUUACUCCUUUCUGUCUUCCCCUUUUCCUUUUUCUUUCCCCUUCACCUUCCCCUUCCCUGGUCCAGAGAAGUGCCAUGAGUCUAAGCCAUAAACUGACCCUUGCUGUAUGCAUAGCUGGGCAAAGUGACCUUUCAUGGACAUAGCUGGAAAGACUGAUACCAAUGGUAAUGGGUGCAGCUGGAUAGACAAAUAUUAUGGAGAACUGUUUAUACCAAAUUGUAAAGGAGUAACAAUCUGUCAAUGGAAAGAGUACAUGCAUGAACAAAAUCACAGAUCUCUGAAA
Messenger RNA from Phascolarctos cinereus (koala), 2427 nucleotides. RefSeq names its product PC-esterase domain containing 1A (gene PCED1A). NCBI's taxonomy places the organism in Eukaryota, Metazoa, Chordata, Mammalia, Diprotodontia, Phascolarctidae. The record is from RefSeq and is a predicted model, not a curated record.